Molecule: messenger RNA, 9063 nt
Organism: Anguilla anguilla (European eel)
Lineage: Eukaryota; Metazoa; Chordata; Actinopteri; Anguilliformes; Anguillidae
Product: potassium voltage-gated channel subfamily H member 7-like
Exons: 17
Coding region: 675-4265 (1196 amino acids)
Biological process (GO): membrane repolarization during action potential; potassium ion transmembrane transport
Cellular component (GO): membrane
Molecular function (GO): inward rectifier potassium channel activity
Source: RefSeq, a predicted model, not a curated record
CGUUCGUCUUUCAGAAGUUUAAAAUAACGAUCGACGAAGGAAAUUACAUUGGAAAGGAAACAAAUUGUCAGACCUUGAAAACACUGGGUUUUUUUAAUGCUGAUAUCACCAGUUAUAAAGAUCUCCUGUUCUCGUGUCCAUUUAUGCGGAAAAGAAAUCCACGUGCUACAGGAUGUCGUGAGCACGGCAGCUCGACCUUGUUAACUAUACCUCGCACCCUCCACAUUCUAGAAACAGUUUCAUCCCAGGCAAUCGCGCUGAAGGCUUGCUCUAAGUACUAGAGCUGAGCGCCACGCACAAAACCUCGAGGGGUAACGUCACUCCCCCUGACAGAUCCGCUUCAGUCUUCCAAUCCCCGCCGCCACAUCGCUUUGGAGAACGGCAAGAUCGCAUCCAUUUUCAGUGUAAUUUGAAAUGUUCAUCAAACAAAUUCUGACUCGACCUCUUUUUCCCCCAUUCCUCUUUUUGGUGUUGGCAAGGCAUUCUUCAAACGCAGGGUAUGCGCCCUGGCAAGAACGUAUACGUAAAUAAAAAGGAGAAGGUCGCAGAAAGUGGAGAUCGCAUCGAGGAUGAUUUGUGACAAAGGGGAGACCAUACAGCUACAGGGGCUUUAAGUUAAGAAAGCGUUCAUCGCAAAAGCGCGUUUACUGUUGGACUGGAGCUAUUUUUUAAUCAUGCCUGUUCGGAGAGGUCAUGUCGCACCACAAAACACGUUUCUUGGCAUAAUAAUACGAAAAUUCGAGGGACAAAAUAAGAAAUUCAUAAUAGCCAAUGCCAGGGUUCAGAACUGUGCAAUCAUCUACUGCAACGACGCUUUUUGCGAAAUGACCGGAUUCUCCAGGCCAGAUAUCAUGCAGAAGUCGUGCACCUGUGAUUUCCUCCAUGGAGAGCUUACGAAGAGACAUGCUAUUGCCCAAAUGGCGCAGGCUCUGUUGGGCUCCGAGGAGAGAAAGGUGGAAAUAACCUAUCAUCGCAAGGAUGGAUCAGAUUUUUUGUGCAACACUCACAUAAUCCCUGUGAAGAAUGAAGAAGGCGUGGUGAUGAUGUUCAUCCUAAAUUUCGAUUACGUUCCGGAAGAAGGAAGCAUCGGCUCCUUAGAGAGGCUUAACCAUACGUCCCCUGCCAAAUCUAACCACAGAAAGGGACGUUUUUUCCGGUUUCGUCUGCCAGCCUUGAACCUUCUGGGCAUCAGCAAACAGUCCCUCCCCCAGGAGGACCCGGACGCUGUGAUGAUAGACUCCCCCAAACUGAGCGACCGCUCCGUUGCCAUGGAGGACUUCAAAUCCGUCACCAAAGAGAGCUGCAGCCCCUCCGACGUCGACGACACCCGGGCCCUCAUCGGCUCCAGCCAGAGCCCCGCCCCGCUCGACGUGUCCGAGCCCCUGGACCGGUCCUCGCCCAAACGGCAGUGGGGCAGGCUGUACCCAGACCAGCACCAGUCCACCACUUGCCUGGCCCACACCGUCUCCCAGGAGACCGUGUGCAGCAUGAGGCGGGCCUCCUCAGUGCAGGACAUCGAGGGCCUGAGCUCCAACUCCAAGGCCGUGUUCAGGGACCGCCACGCCAGCGAAGACAAUGGUCGCAAUAUCAAAGUUUCCCGUUCCUGGAUGGCAGGGGGCCCCUUCAACCAUAUCAAAUCUAGUCUGCUGGGCUCAACUUCCGACUCCAACCUCAACAAGUACAGCACUAUCAACAAAAUCCCGCUGAUCACGCUCAACUUCUCGGAGGCGAAUAACGAGAAGAAGGCGGCCUCUCCCCCAUCCUCUGAGAAAACCAUUAUUGCACCAAAGGUCAAGGACAGAACACACAAUGUCACAGAAAAGGUCACUCAGGUUUUGUCUUUGGGGGCAGACGUGCUACCGGAAUACAAACUCCAGACACCUCGCAUGGACACAUUCACCAUAUUGCACUACAGCCCAUUCAAGGCGGUGUGGGACUGGUUGAUCCUGUUGCUGGUCAUUUACACAGCCAUCUUCACGCCCUACUCCGCUGCCUUCCUGCUCAACGACCGCGAGGAGCAGAAGAGGCGAGAGUGCGGUUACUCGUGCAGCCCCCUGAAUGUGGUGGACUUAAUAGUGGACAUCAUGUUCAUCAUCGACAUCCUGAUAAACUUUCGUACCACCUACGUCAACAUUAACGAGGAGGUAGUAAGUCACCCGGGCAAGAUCGCCAUCCACUACUUCAAAGGCUGGUUCCUGAUCGACAUGGUGGCUGCAAUCCCCUUCGACCUGCUAAUCUUCGGAUCAGGGUCGGAUGAAACGACCACUCUGAUUGGCCUGUUGAAAACAGCACGACUCCUGCGAUUAGUCCGAGUUGCUCGGAAACUGGACCGCUACUCUGAGUAUGGAGCAGCCGUAUUGAUGCUGCUGAUGUGCAUUUUUGCACUGAUCGCCCAUUGGCUGGCCUGCAUAUGGUACGCCAUUGGGAACGUGGAGAAGCCGUACCUCGAGCACAAGAUCGGCUGGCUCGAUAACCUGGGUGUGUCUAUCGGCAAGAGGUACAACUACAGUGACCCAAACUCCGGCCCCUCCAUCAAGGACAAGUACGUCACCGCACUUUACUUCACCUUCAGCAGCCUCACCAGUGUCGGUUUCGGCAACGUCUCUCCCAACACCAACUCGGAGAAGAUCUUCUCCAUAUGCGUCAUGCUGAUUGGCUCCCUCAUGUACGCCAGUAUUUUCGGCAACGUGUCGGCCAUCAUCCAGCGGCUCUACUCGGGCACGGCCAGAUACCACCUGCAGAUGCUACGCGUGAAGGAGUUCAUACGCUUCCACCAGAUCCCCAACCCGCUGCGGCAGAGACUGGAGGAGUACUUCCAGCACGCGUGGACCUACACCAAUGGCAUCGACAUGAACAUGGAGGUCUUAAAGGGCUUCCCAGAAUGCCUGCAGGCCGACAUCUGCCUGCACCUCAACAAGACCCUGCUGCAGCAGUGCAAGGCCUUCCACGGAGCCACCAAGGGCUGCCUGCGCGCCCUGGCCAUGAGGUUCAAGACCACCCACGCCCCUCCCGGCGACACGCUGGUGCACGGUGGCGACGUCCUCACGGCGCUCUACUUCCUGUCCCGUGGCUCCAUCGAGAUUCUGAAGGACGACAUAGUGGUAGCCAUUUUGGGAAAAAAUGAUAUCUUUGGGGAGAUGAUCCAUCUCUACGCUAAGCCUGGGAAGUCCAAUGCAGACGUUAGAGCUUUGAGCUACUGCGACCUGCACACAAUCCAGAGGGAGGAUCUCCUGGAAGUGCUGGACAUGUAUCCAGAGUUCGCCGACCACUUCCUGACCAACCUGGAGCUCACGUUCAAUCUGAGAGACAAUAACGCAAAAACUAGCUAUUCACAAGCAAGCGAUUCAGAUGAGGAAGACGUUAAAUGUAGAAGGAAAAUUUCCUUUCAAAGAAAAUCCUCUGCAGGGGGAAAGAACAAAGAGGCGGAGAAUGAUGAUGAGAAGGAGAAGCAGCUGUACUUGUCUUCCAAGAGUGCAUCGGAGGACAAGAAAGACUCGGCGGAAGAGGAGACGCCCCUGUGCUCGGGGAUCAUGGGAUACCCUUCGGUGCGGGAUCAUGCCCUGGGACUCGGUCUCCAUGACAACAAAACCAUCCCUGUGAGAGACAGCCUGGCCCAGAGUGUGUCUUAUAAAGACCUGCACGUUGAGGAGUGGUCCUGCAAGAGGCCCAGGGAAGAUCCGGACGAGUCGGCACGGCUGCAGGACGUGCGAGCCGCGGACGAGACGGAGAGCGAGAUCACGUACGGGGAGGUGGAGCACCGUUUGGACCUGCUGCAGGAGCACCUGAACAGACUAGAGUCGCAGAUGACGUCAGACAUUCAGACCAUCCUUCAGCUGCUGCAGAGGCAGUCUACCCUGGGCCCCCCCGCCUACAGCACGGUGACGGCUAGUCCGGAGUACCAGAGGUCUGCCAUCCAGGUCCAGCCGGUCACAGCCAUUAAGACUGACAGGAGAUUCAGUCCCACCUCAACACAGUGUCCUGAAUUCGUCAGCUUAGAGGUGUCCCACAAGAAAUCCAAAGAGUCCUUGUCAUGCACAGUCCAGAUGGACACAGCUCCUGGCGAGAACCCCACAGCACCAAUGGAGCAGAAUUUAGAAUCAGACCACGGACACAAACAGGACCCAAUGCCUGCCCUUGAUCCGCAGCGGCCUAAGCCUCCCCUGCUUCCAAUGCGACACCCCUCCCUCCCAGAAUCCUCCCCCAGUAACACAGGAAUGUCUGGACUCCACAGGCCAGUUUCUGAUCCUGGUCUUCCAGGGAAGUAGUAUUCUGUUGUCUCAGCUCUAUUGACUGCCUAUCUCCAUUGCGAAUCAGAAUCCUCUACUGCUUGACUCAGGGUCUAGAAGGAUACUGUAUUGUCAUAUGCAAUGAAUACUGUAGACUUUCUCCCUAUCUUUCAAAUAUGUUAAGACAUGGUUCAUCGUACAUAAUUUGUAUAUGUACUGCAGGCGUUUCACUGCCAGCGACACAAGGCACCUUUCAUGCUUGUUACAGUACAGAAAUGCACGCUGGGAUGUAUUCCUUGUUGCAUGUCCAACAUAGCUCAUUUCAGUGGUAAUCAGGUGUUACACUGGCAUGCUCCUAGGCAAUUAAUAGCACUUUUAUAGUUUGUUUUGGUUUUGUAAAGGACAAAAGUGUGCAAUGGCACAUCAGUGCUUUAAUGUUCAAAUAUCCCAGCGCGCUUAGACUCCAGUUUAUUGUACAGCUGAAAAAUGAUUCAGCUGUUAUAAAAAAUGUUAACAGAUGCUAAGUACCAUAUUUAGCCAAUUAAGAGGCUCUCAAUCCAGAUGGAACGUUGUGCCUAAUGCUGGAGAUUAAAACAUUUAUGCUUACAAAUGAAAAACUGGUUACGAACCCACCGACAACAAAAUCAUUAACUUGCAGUAAAUGUUAUGCUGUCAAAGGUUAACACCUUGUCCUAAAAUAGACAGUUUUAUUGGUGCAAACCCCUGUGUCAUAAUAAGGAAUAUUAGUUUUUUUCAUCUGAAUCAUAUGAUUAUAAUAUUCUUACCUGAAGUUUCUUAUUGGGACUAAUAAAGCAAUAAUAUGUAAAUUAAUUAUUAGCUGGAACUGGGGGAUUACACAUUUUUAAAGAAUUUAUGGAACAAGAGAGAAAUCUGGCACCAAUACAUGAAUAUGUAAUUGAACAUUAUAAUUUGACCUUCAAUAUUAACACCUUUCAAUAUAAACAUUAUGGUAAUUACCAUUGUCUAUUCUUCAUUUAUCCAACUAUGCUCCUAAAUUGGUGUGCUGUCCUGUAAGGGCACCAUUUGACAUUAUUCUGUAUGCCUUGCCUUAUUUUUUUUUUAAGGAAAAACAUGCUUUACAUAAACAUUGAGUUAGAUUUAAAAUUGAACAAAACUUUCCAAAUAUGAUAUAAAGGAUGUAUAUAAAUAAUGUUUCAUUCACAUACUUUUAAAAUACUAGCCUUUGCCUCUGAAAAAGUCUGAGUUAACUCACUUUAUUAAAAACAGACGGAAAGUUCAUAAUAGUCUCGCUGGGUUGCAAGUACAUGGAUUCAUUUUAGGGCUUCCAUCUUUGUAACAGCAGAGUAGUAAUAGUUAUCAGUACUCCAUUAUACCUUAAACACUGGCAUCACCCACCAGUGUACUUCCAGAAUAUUCCAAAUAUUGGGUGCAAGAAGUAUACAUAUUAUGAAAAAUGAAUAAAUUGACACAUUCAGAAUUAGAAUGUUAAAUGACUUGAUUUUUAGAAUGAGUCAGUUGCUUGUAUGAAUGAAUUGCAUGUCUUUGCCUGAAUAUUCCCUGAAAUUAGAACGUUUGCUCUUAUAUCAUAUAUACUCUAGCAUAUUUUCUAACAUUCUAUUGGUGACAGGAAAUGAAUUUUGUAACAGCUGGUGGUACUGGCUUGAAUGGCCUUUUCUGCAGUUAAAGGGUUGAUUAAAUUCAGGCAACUUGGUGGACAAAGCACGUCUAUUGAAAUUCAAAUAAUAGAAAUUACUUAAAUUAAUUUGGCGAUUAAUUUAAAGUCAUAAUAUUUCAUCAAGUUUUCAUACUUGUUUUCCCAAGAAAUAGGUCUUGCAAGUAUGUGAAUAUGUACUAGUGAAAUUAUUUUUCUCUUACAUCCAACAGUGUUUGAAUAAAUCAAGCCCUCAAGUGUUGGGUAAACAAAAAUAUAUAGUUAUACAUUUAUUAGGGUGAACAUAAUGAACUGAAUUAAUGAUUAUGUGAAUUUUGAGAAACUUCCAUGUCAAAUAAUCGUUAGGGUCUGGUACCUGCACUAUUAAUACCAGUUAGGCUGCACUGUUGCUUUAAUAAGCUUUUGAGAACUGCAGAAACUUGUGAAAGAUGUAAAAGGCUCUGGGGUAUUAUUUACAACUGUUUCUUACAAAGCUAUUAGACUUGCAAACUUUUGCACAUGAAUUUCAGACUUGUACUGGAUAAUAUGUAACUUUUUAAUCUUGUGUGUUUCAAAAUUGUUUUUAUGCAUUUUUAAAGUUUGCCACUGUAUAUUUUAUACAAUGCAACACUUUACAGCUGAGCUGAAUGUUUCUGUUCCUUAUACAGUAUAUACAUACAUGUUUAAACAGUGGGUUUUAAAUGAAUUCAUACCCUUGAUAAAAAAAAUUUAAAAUACAGAAUAUUGGUGUAACAAAAUUAAUUCAAGUACACAAGCAGUAUUUUUUUGCAUGGAAAAAAAGGUAUGUAAAUGCACAAAGCAAAUGUUUUAGAAGUGAUUGCAUGUUUUAUUUAGUUUGAGCCACAAAUGUUCUAACAUCACUAGAAAAUAUUAAUGCUAGCCUUUGAUGCAUGCUUCUGAGAACAUUGCUUGCAUUUUCCCUUAACAAUUUCCUUUUUUCCCCAACCAAACUUAAGAUUCAAAGCAGGAACCUGUUUUAUUUUUAAUGUACUUAUCUAUAUAUGAAACUUUUUCUCCUUCAUUGUAACCACCAGUUCACCCCAACAAAAAAAAAUGAUUCUCAAAGUAAAAUGCACUGAUCAUAUGCAGUGGAAUUAACACUGGUAUUGCCUUUUUAUCACCAAAAAUACCAAUGAUGAGCUUGUCCAUAACUAUAUUCCAUUAGACUAUAAAAUAUGGUAUCAAGUGUUAUUGAGAUCUGCCAUUUUUCAUUCAUUUUUUGUCAUGGUUCCCAUCCUUGCUCCUCAACCAUUAUACUAUUCACACAACCACCUGAUUCAAGUAUCCCAAACUUUCUAAGAUUUGUAAACACUGCCCUUGGUCCUGAGUUUGCCUUAAAUUUGUACUGUUUGCUGGCUGUACAUGUGUGGGUGUGCAUCUACGUACUGCACAGUGCAGUCCACAGGUAUUUAGACAUUGACACAAUUUUUGUUAUUUCGGCUCUGUAGUCCAGCUUAUUGGAUUUGAAAUGGGACAAGGGAUGUGAGGUUAAAGUGCAGACUGUCAGUUUUGCAGGCACUUACAUCCACAUCAUGUGGUAAUUACAGCCUUGUUCAUACAUUUUGCCCCCAUUUUAUGUGAGCACAAGCAAUUGGACAAAUUAACACAAUCUGAAAUGAUCAUACUUGGUUGCAAAUCCUUUGCAUCCAAAGACUGCACGAAGUCUGCAACCCUGGUUAUGCUUUGCCAGGCAUAUACCACAGCCAUCUUCAGUUCCUGUUAGUUUCUGACAGGCAACAAUUUAACCUCACAUUCAGUGAUUCAUUUCAGAUUCAGUGUUGCCACUAUCCAAAUAGAGUGAGCUCCAUAAUCUUUGGGACAAAGACUUGUUUUUUUUAUUUUUUAUUUUUUUUUUGCCUCUACUGUGUAGAUUCUCUGAUUUAAUUAAAAGGUAUUUGUAUACAUUUUGGCUUCACCAUGUAGAAAUGACAGCACUUUUUGUACAUAGCCUUCUGCUUGUUUCAGGGGCUAGUUGCCUUACAUUUAUCUCUUCAGCAUAUGAAAUGCAUGUUGAAUUCAAUUCAGAUCAGGUGUUUUCUAGUUUUUGGCUUUGUUGGAUUAGCAGUAUGUUUGGGAUCAUUGUCUUGCUGUAGGAUGAAGGACAGUCCAAUAAGUUUGGAGGUAUUUGCCUGAACUUGAGAAGAUAAGAUGCUUCUGUACACUCAAUAAUUAAUUUUGCUGCUGGUAUCAGCAGUUACAUCGAAGAGGUCAGCCAGUACCUGUGGCAGCCACACAUGCCCAAACCAUAACACCCCCACCACCACGUUUUACAGAUGAGGGGAGAGUGCUUUGGAUCUCUGGGACACUCCACACUUUGCUUUUGCCAUUACUCUGAUACAAGUGGAUCUUGGUCUCAUCUGUCCACAAGACCAUUUUUCCAGAACUCUACAGGCUCUUUUAGGUACUUCUUAGCAAACCGUAAGCUGACUGUCCUAUUUAUUUGGCGAACCAAUAGUUGUUAUCUUGCAGUGUAGUCUCCAUAGUCCUGAUUGUGACGUCUUCUGUGGACAGUAGUCACUGACACAUCCAUGCCGGCCUCCUAAAUAAAGUUUCUAAUCUGUUGGACAGGUGUUUUUCCUCAUUAUGGUGAGAAUUAUUUAGUCCUUUACUUCCUUUGCCUACCAGGCCCAUUGUAAUUUCUGAGCUCACCACAGUGCUCUCUUUCUUCUUAAUGAUGUUUAAACAGUUGAUUUUGAGAACUUCAGAAACUUGUGAUGUGUAGAAGGGCUGUUUCCUACAAAGCUAUUAGGCUGAAUUUCAGAACUGUAUUAGGUAAUAUGUCUUUUUUUUUUAAAUCUUGUGUGUUCAAAAUAGUUUUUUAUGCAUUUUUAAAGUUUGCCACUGUAUAUUUUAUACAAUGCAAUACUUUACAGCUGAUGCAAAUGUUUCUGUUCCUUAUACAGUAUAUUUAUUUUUAGACACCUAAAGUUUUGGCCUAUGUCUCUGACUAUUGUUUUUUUAUUUUUUUAUUUCUCAGCCUCAUAAUGGCUUCCUUGACGUUCAUUGGCACAAAUCUGAUCCUCAUGUUGACAAACACCAACAUCAGACUCCAAAGGGGAUCAAAAGCCAAGAAUAGAUACAGAAAGCUGUCUUAUACCAGUACUAAGGAAGCAGUUAACCACACCUGACUAAGCAGAAACACCUGUGAAGCCAUUUGUCCAAACUAUUAUGAUGCCCUGAAAU